Messenger RNA from Artibeus jamaicensis (Jamaican fruit-eating bat), 4223 nucleotides. It is a transcript of the gene TACR1, whose product is annotated as tachykinin receptor 1. The transcript is spliced from 5 exons. Gene Ontology annotation, cellular component: sperm midpiece; plasma membrane. Gene Ontology annotation, molecular function: substance P receptor activity. The record is from RefSeq and is a predicted model, not a curated record. The coding region runs from base 723 to 1946 and encodes 407 amino acids. Lineage: Eukaryota; Metazoa; Chordata; Mammalia; Chiroptera; Phyllostomidae. Gene Ontology annotation, biological process: G protein-coupled receptor signaling pathway; positive regulation of flagellated sperm motility.
CUGGCAACAGCUGAUGAAGCUGCAGCGCACCCGGACUGGCGAGUACGCAGCCCAGGUACUCCCCCCUCCUGGUAAAACAUUUCUGCCGGGCUUUAUAACCCUCACGCGCGGUCUGCGGAGGUUCUUCUGCUAACUCCCAAUCCUAGCAGGACCCAAGCCAAGAGGCGCCUGCGAAGCUGCAAGAGGUGGCGGCGGCAGGGGCGACAGCGAAAGCAAAGGAAAAAUUCCCAGAUAGGCACGGAGCUCCGGAAUGCCGGCCACAGACCUAGAACUUUUAUGAGUCGCGCUCUGACGAGCACCCUGUGUGCCCCCAAGUCCUCACGAAGCACGGAGCGUUUUGCCUUCCCCGCUGCAGGAAGGGGAGUAGGAGUUGUAAGCAGCAGCAGGUGCUGAAAGGCCGGGGUCUCCUGCUUCUCGGAACCGUGACCCACGGAAUUUCUUUUCCAUUUUCAGCCCAACGCAGAAGAUAGACCGUCUCCAGAUUUCUGAACUCAAAUGCUUCCUGAAGCUUGAAUGUGGACGCAUUCAGUGGCACCAGGGACAGACAAGCGUUCAUUUUUAGGGCGCCGAGCCUUCUGCUGGCGAGGAAGAGUUCUGCCCGAAAGAGCCUGUAGCCCUUCUGUCUGGGUUAAGCAGGACCCUGACUCCAGGCGCUGGCCUCGGGAUCCUGUUGCAAAGUGGGUGCGUGUACAGAGAGCACGGUUUAACCACUUAACCGAGGAAUGGAUAACGUCCUCCCAGUAGACUCAGACCUCUUCCCAAACAUCUCUACCAACACCUCGGAGCCCAACCAGUUCGUGCAGCCUGCCUGGCAAAUUGUCCUUUGGGCAGCUGCCUACACGGCCAUCGUGGUGACCUCCGUGGUGGGCAAUGUGGUGGUAAUGUGGAUCAUCUUGGCUCACAAGAGAAUGAGGACAGUCACCAAUUAUUUCCUGGUGAACUUGGCCUUCGCAGAGGCCUCUAUGGCUGCGUUCAACACAGUGGUGAACUUCACCUAUGCUGUCCACAACGAGUGGUACUACGGCCUGUUCUACUGCAAGUUCCACAACUUCUUCCCUAUCGCGGCAGUCUUUGCCAGUAUCUACUCCAUGACAGCCGUGGCCUUGGAUAGGUACAUGGCCAUCAUCCACCCGCUCCGGCCCCGGCUGUCAGCCACAGCUACCAAGCUGGUCAUCUGUGUCAUCUGGGUCCUGGCUCUCCUGCUGGCCUUCCCCCAGGGCUACUACUCCACCACGGAGACCAUGCCCAACAGAGUGGUGUGCAUGAUUGAGUGGCCAGAUCAUCCCAACAAGAUGUACGAGAAAGUGUACCACAUUUGCCUGCCUGUUCUGAUCUACUUCCUCCCCCUGCUGGUGAUCGGCUACGCAUACACCGUAGUGGGAAUUACCUUGUGGGCCAGUGAGAUUCCCGGGGACUCCUCUGACCGAUACCACGAGCAAGUCUCUGCCAAGCGCAAGGUGGUCAAGAUGAUGAUCGUCGUGGUGUGCACUUUUGCCAUCUGCUGGCUCCCCUUCCACAUCUUCUUCCUCCUGCCCUACAUCAACCCAGAUCUCUACCUGAAGAAGUUUAUUCAGCAGGUCUACCUGGCCAUCAUGUGGCUGGCCAUGAGCUCCACCAUGUAUAACCCCAUCAUCUACUGCUGCCUCAAUGACAGGUUCCGGCUGGGCUUCAAGCACGCCUUCCGGUGCUGCCCCUUCAUCAGUGCGGGAGACUACGAGGGGCUCGAAAUGAAAUCCACCCGGUACCUCCACACCCAGAGCAGUGUGUAUAAAGUCAGCCGCCUGGAGACCACCGUCUCCACGGUGGUGGGAAACCAGGAGGAGGAGCUGGAGGACGGUCCCAAGGCCACGCCCUCAUCCCUGGACCUGACCUCCAAUGGAUCCUCUCGCAGCAACUCCAAGGCCAUGACAGAGAGCUUCAGCUUCUACUCCAACAUGCUCUCCUAGACCGCGGGGCCUUCGGCAGGGGCAGCCACCAUUGUCUCUGCCCUGCUUCACUUCAUGCAUGAAAAAUUCCUUGGUCUGAAAACCAUCAGAAACCCCUCACAUUGGGGCUUGUAAAAAACAUUGAAAUGGUUUAGGAGAAACAUUCCAUCGUGGAGUCAAAAAACCUGGAUUCUUCCAUGUCGUGGCCACCCCCGUGCCGUUACCGAAGGCAAAUCAUCCAACUUCUUGGAGCCUAUAAAUGGGAAGGUCAUACUCAAUGUCCUCUACAGUCUAUUCCAUGGUUCUAGAAUAAACUUUGGUUGCAUGGGAGCACCCAUUUCAAGUUGAAUCCUGUGAUGUAACAGUAGAUCUCACUGUCCUGUUUGCCUGGAGCCUCUGUCUUAUGUCAGUAAAGUCAUUCUCAGUCAAGUUCAAAUUAUUCUCCCUCAGCUGGAGGAGCCAAAGGAGGAACCCCAGCAAAGCUGAAUGAAAGAUUUAACCCCAAGUUAAACCCAAUGAGAGACUUAACCCCAAGUUAACUUCCAAGUGCUUGCAAAAAGAAUACAAAGUCUCUUUUUGUCAUCUUAAUAUUUGAGGGUAUUUAAAUAUCAUGGGACUGAGAGCCUCAGAUUCCUCUGCAUUAUGUCCUCAGAGACCGUCCUAAGUAACUGAUGCAGGCGGAACGUGGCCCCUAAUUCCAGCUAGUGUCCAUCAUGGGCCAUGAGUCAGGAGAGCUGUGCUGUACUUAAUCUGUGUGAGCCUGUCUUUCCUUAUUUAUAAAACUGUGGGGCUGAACUAGAUCAUAUAAGUGUCCCACGAAUUUUAACAUUCCAUGGUUCAAUUAUUGCAUCAGUUUUUUGUUUAUUUCGCCAAAAACUGGUGGUCUCAGAAAGAAUAAGAGAAGAGAGUCUGGUGACUUAAUACCAAGCUCCCAGGGAAGUAGAAACCACUACGACCAUGUGUCAACACCCAUGUCAGACAUUCUCUGAUUUGUCCUAAAACGUGAGUGCUUUUUUCCUCCUGGAAGGUUUUAGUCUUUAACAGAGCUGAGCACUUGGUGUCAAAGCCUGAGUCUCUCCACCAGGUUUUAGCAGGCAGAGCCUGCAGCUGGAGAUAACAUCAGGAUAACUAAUUUGCGGAUUCCCUGGUCUGGCCCUUUGGCGUCCUAUGACAGAGGUGUUAGCUUUAUACUAGCAUCAGGCAUGUCUCAGAAGCCCAGUGAGCAAAGGGGCUGCACACAGCAGCAGCACCUCUGGGAAGAAGACACUUGGCAUCUUUAGACUCUCGAAUCUCCCUCUUCCUGCCACCUGGCUUUGCUGGCCUCCUGUCUAUGAAAGGUGGGACAACACACUGACCCUACUGACCCUUGGCUCUGAGCUGGGGACACAUGCUCCUUCCACUCUUGAGGAGCCGUUGCUAACUCACCAGUCCUGGUGGGUUGAGGCCAUGCAGCAGGCAUUGGAGGCAGCUGAGAAGCAGAUCCUCCCUAAGACUCUAAAGACCCACAUUCAAUAUGUGCAAUCAAGACAAGGGCUGAGACCUUCAGAGAGCCUUGUGCAGUGAGAGUUCUCUGAGAUAAUUCUAAGGGGGCCACCUAUCGGUCCGGGGAAUCUAGCGAGACAUGGUCGACAGCAUCGUCACUGGCAUUGUUAGAGUGCGGGGUGGUACUGCACUGUUUCAAAUAUGGCAAAACAGCCCCUGUGAAGUAGCCCGGCAAGCCUUUCUCUGACCCACUCUCCAACACCCAUUUAACGUACCAGACAUGUCUUCAGCUCCCACAUGUGAGAAGCACCGUAAUUUGUGCUGUGCAUGCGGCUCAUCUCACAGAAAUGUGUCACUCCUGAGUGUCUCUCUUAAGUCUCUUUCCUUGGUGUACUGUUCAGUAGGAAUAGAACAUAAGAUGUCAUGGGGCCGAUCUUUGUUGUGUUACUUCCAAAGUUGGGAUCCAGUUGCUGUCAGUGUAUUCUCCGUAUUGUGCCAACCUCUCCUCUUCCUCGUUUCAAAAAAGAGGAGCUGAUGUAUAUUGUGGACUCACAGUCGGACCAUAGUUCUUAAGGGGUGGGGAGGGGGACCUUUUAGGGGAAGAUCUAAGGGGCAGGAGUCCUUGUCCUCUCCCAACACCAGAAUGCUGAGACAUUCUGGAAUGUCUUCUCUCUUGGAAGGACUGAAAGAAAUUCUAGGGAAAGAGGGCUCAGGAGCUGAUCUCAUUGAUUCAGCUUUCCAGAAGGAUCCUGUAUGUAAGCAAGGUUGUUCCUGAGACUUCCAUUUUUCAGCCUGGAUUCCUGGAAAGAAUUUCCA